Messenger RNA from Cornus florida, 1491 nucleotides. RefSeq lists its product as uncharacterized. The record is from RefSeq and is a predicted model, not a curated record. Bases 297 to 1022 code for a protein of 241 amino acids. The transcript is spliced from 5 exons. Gene Ontology annotation, biological process: mRNA splicing, via spliceosome. NCBI's taxonomy places the organism in Eukaryota, Viridiplantae, Streptophyta, Magnoliopsida, Cornales, Cornaceae. Gene Ontology annotation, cellular component: U12-type spliceosomal complex.
UAAUAAUACAACUGUUCAGUCGCGAGUAUGUAAUCUGAGAGUAUGUAAAGUUAAUACCCUCUGUAACGGUCUCCGCUUUCGAAGCUAAACCAUUCGACAAAUAAACCCUCUAUUUCUCUCUCUAAAUUUCUACAGAUUCUAGUGAAUCUGGACAGAUCAAAACCAUAAACCCUAAAAUGUUGAAUGUUUCUCUCUCUUACACACAUAACUUCUCUCUAGAUUUUCGUCAAACCAGAAUUCUUUGAAGCUGCGAUCAAAGGAACCAGUAUAGGGUUUUUAGUGUUAGAAACAGAGGGAUGGUCAGGAUUAUGCCAAGCAUUGACCACGGCAAUCGAAACCCUAGGGCUUUUUCUUCAUUGUCGCUUAACUCUGGCAUCUUACCUCGAAGUUUCUCGUACCACAAGCUUCCUCAACAGCAUCUCAAGCUCUCUGUUUUCAAAUUGGAUGGCUCUUCAUUUGAUGUUCAUAUUUCGAGGAACGCCACGGUUGCCGAGCUUAAGGUAGCAGUAGAGGGUUUAUUUACUUCAUCACCAAGGGAGGGUCAAGAGAAGAUUUCAUGGUCGCAUGUAUGGGGGCACUUCUGCUUAUGCCAUGAAGGUCAGAAGCUAGUCAAUGAGAAGGCUAAUAUUCGGAAUCUUGGUAUCAAGGAUGGUGAUCAGCUUCAAUUUAUCCGGCAUAUGUCAAUAAACUAUAAAAUAGCGAAACAACGAUCUAAAAACCAGAGUGCUGCUUCCAGGCAGUUUGCAAUGUCACAGGGAUCAAAUGUUCAUGAAGAGGGAGAACAGACCACUGUCAAUGAUAAUCAUCAUAAUGAUGAUCAAGAGAAAAUCUCCAGACACCAUGAUUGCGAAGAAGAGCAGGAUGUUAUCAUGCCAGAAUUCAAGCUGGCUCACUUUCUGAAGGGGUGGCUCUCAUACUCUAAAUUGUGGGGUAGUACAAGAAAGGGUUGUGAAGGCAGGACGCGCCCUUCAAGAUUUUCGCUGCAUUGUUAUGGAGGAAGAUCCGGGAUGACUCGGCUUUAGGGAUGAUUAGCAGUUAACGAGUUUGAAUAGGGAAGGAUCGAUCUAGCAUAGGAGGAUACCCAUGGUAUAGUAAAGCCUUGGGUAGACAUUUUGUUUCCAUACGUCUUCGUUAGUAGACUUUUCCUAGCUAUGACGGUUGUGACUAUAUAUCAUUAGCUUAUUUGUAUGAAAUUUAAAAACUGAUACAGGCAUGGUCUACACUACCCAUACUAUUAAUUUUGUGCCUUCCAUGAAAUGACUAUAGGAAGAAGAAUAUCAUGAUUACACUGGCUUUCGCAGCAGGAAUCCGGGUCAUGCCAUACUAAUUGGUAACAUUAAUUUUGGAAAUUUAAAAUGAGCUGAUAGUGGUUUUGUAGUAUUCGUGUUUUGGAGCUCAACCCGUUUAAUCCGAUUAGACCUGUUAAUUCAUCGUGUCAUAAUGUUUGGUGAGAUGAUUAUAAUGGCCCUUCCCUUUCAUUUUUUUUCCCGU